Molecule: messenger RNA, 1442 nt
Organism: Didymodactylos carnosus
Lineage: Eukaryota; Metazoa; Rotifera; Eurotatoria; Philodinida; Philodinidae
Source: the annotation of a GenBank genome assembly
AUGAUUCAUUUAGUAUAAUCAUUAAAUCUGUUGCAGAUAAAAUAACUGAACAAUUAAUACAAAUAAUUGAAUCACAGUUAAUACAGCCAUGGUCAACAUUGGCAGUUAGCAGUGUAACAGAUAGUCUUUCAAAGAAAAUUCAAAAUAAUUACUUGGUUAAUAAAGAUCAAAAUUCAGAUAGUCAAAAUGAGGAUCAAAAGAAAUAUGAUGAACUUAAAAAUAAAACAUAUUUAACAGAAGAAGAUAAAAUAUUUAUGAAAAAUUAUGGAAAAUAUAGAACAUUUACUGAACAAAUUAAUUAUAAUUCGAAAGAUUAUUGUAUUGCAUAUGAACAAUGCGAAGUGGCUUAUUAUGCACAGACGUUCGAGGCUAUGAAAAAUGGUAAACAAGUAAAUAAAGAAAUACAAGAGCUUGCUGAUGAUGUUAGAAAUAAUAAAGCUGCUAGUAUGGCCGAAAUAAGUCUUAUAGCCAAAAAAUAUGGCAUUAAGCUAAAAGUAGUUGCUGAUAAAAAUUAUCAAAGAACACAAAAAGAAAUAGAUGAUGGUGUUGAAGUUAUAUAUGUAGAAAAAGGCAGUAAAGAUGACAAAAAUGCUGAUCAAGUUGGACACGCUUAUUACAUAGAUAUGAAUGGAAACUGCUAUGAUGUGGAAGCUAAGCUAAACGAUUGUUUUUAUGGAGUUUUUAGUAAAAUAUUAGAAACAAAAGGCAUAAACAAAUCUAUAGAGAAUAUUCGUAAUGAAACAGCUGAUGUUAUUCAAUCAAAUGCAAACUAUUCGAAAGUAAUGGAAGCAGAAGCAUGGAUAUGUGAUCGGUAUCCUCAAGCGGCGAAUAGUCUAUUAUUUAGUGCUGGAAAAAAAGACAACAAGAAAAACUUUACAGUGUCUGCAAAGGCCCCCGAUACUUCCCGUGGUUAUUCUGGCGAGGUGGAUAAUAUUGAAAAAGCCAAUGAUGAAAUCACGAAAGCAAUAAUUGGUCAUUUAGACGAACUGACUGGUAUUGAAGGACUACCAGGUGUUGCUCUUACUGAGAUAAAAAAACAACUCAAAAGUUCGAAACUUUUUACAAAAUUUCAUGAAGAUGCCACAGAAGAAAAAAAAGUUGUACAAGUUGAUUUUGAAUUUGAAGGUGAACGAGGUAAUAAACAGGAGUGGAAGCUCAAAAUAACAAUCGAUUUUGAUAAGCCACCAGAUAAAAAGCCGCACAUGGGUUAUGAAGUUCACUUACAUGACAAGAAAAUAAAAGUAGGACAUGCAUCUGUGCGUAAUGACAAGGGGACCAUUGGUAGGCCCCCACCACGCGACGCUGAUAAAAUGCAGGAAAUUCCAAACAAUAAGAACCGCGCAACUAAAUUUGAUAUGCCCGAAAACAGUGGUGAAACCAAAUUUAAGACAACAGGUGGAUCAAUGAGAUGGAAAUUUACACCAAAGAAAUCAAACGCCUGA